AUGGAGAAAAAGUACGGCUCCGGGCCUGACGAGGCCUACGACGUCAACAUCGAGGCCAGCCCACCAGGUGACAACACCGACUUCACAUUUGCCCACGAUGGCGAGCAGCUCAAGCGUGGUCUCAAGAGUCGUCAUUUGCAGUUCCUGGCCCUGGGAGGAGCCAUUGGAACCGGUCUCUUCGUGGGAUCCGGUGGCAUCCUCGCAGAUACCGGCCCUGCGCCGCUCUUCAUGGCCUACAUUUCCAUGUCCAUGAUUGUCUACAUCGUUAUGAACGUCCUGGCCGAAAUGACUGUCUAUCUCCCAUUCAGAGGUGUCACCAUCCCCUACUACGUCAGCCGCUUUGUCGAUCCCAGUUUAGGUUUUGCUGCCGGUUGGAACUACUGGUAUGCCUACACAAUGCUUGUCGCCGCAGAAGCUUCAGCAGCUGCCAUUGUCCUGGACUAUUGGAAAGCCCAUGUCAAUGUUGCUGUCUGGAUUGCCAUCGUACUCGUCGUCUUGUUGGCACUCAACUUGUUUGCCGCCGCCAUCUUUGGAGAGGCAGAGUUUAUCUUUGCAUCCAUCAAGCUCAUUGCCUUGUUUGUUCUUUGCAUCAUCGGCAUUGUUCUGUUCUUUGGUGGCGGGCCGAAUCAGCACCAUGUCCUUGGUUUCCACUAUUGGAAUGAUCCUGGCGCAUUUGUAGAAUACAAUGCCAAGGGUGCAACAGGCAGAUUCUUGGGUUACUGGCACGCCUUUGUCAAAGCAGGAUUUGCCUUCAUUACCAGCCCAGAAUUGAUCGCAAUCGCCGCCGGAGAAGCUGUUUCCCCCCGCCGAAACCUCAAGAAGGCAGCUCGUCGCUUUACUUUCCGUCUGGCAUUAUUCUACGGUGUCUCGUCACUCAUCAUUGGCAUCAUUGUCCCCUCAAACGAUCCUAGAUUGCUCGGAGCCUCAAACGCCAGCGCCUCGCCCUUUGUUAUCGGCAUUCAAAAUGCUGGUAUUCCUGUCCUGAACCACAUCAUCAACGCUGUCAUUCUUACCUCUGCCUGGUCGGCCGGAAACUCUUUCCUCUACUCCGCCAGUCGAGUUCUAUACUCCAUGGCCAUCAACGGCCAGGCUCCCAAGUGGUUUGCCCUUACCAAUCGCUUGGGUGUCCCCUGGGUUGCCGUUCUAUUCACCUGGGCCUUCUCCCUUCUCGCCUUCCUCAAUGUCAACAACUCCGGUGCCACCGUCUUCAACUGGUUUGUCAACAUUUCAACCAUUUCUGGCUUCCUUGCUUGGAUUAUCAUCAUGGUCACCUAUCUUCGCUUCCGCAAAGCCAUCAUUUUCAACAAUCUCUGGGGAGAAUUGCCAUACAAGACACCGCUGCAGCCUUACGGCACAUAUGCUGCGCUCUUCGUUAUUUCUAUUCUCACCCUCACCAAUGGUUUCCAAGUCUUCAUCGGUGACAACUGGAAUGUAAGCGACUUCCUCGCUGCCUACAUCACACUGCCCAUCUUCCUUGCGCUUUACAUUGGUCACAAGAUCUGGAAGCGAACACCCUUCUGUAUCAGGACAUCCGAGGUUGAUGUUAUUACCGGCAAGAAGGAGAUGGACGAAAUGGAGGCCAUGGAUCAGCCGCCUGUGCCCAAGAACUUCCUGCAGAAGGUGUGGUUCUGGUUGGCCUAG
Molecule: messenger RNA, 1641 nt
Organism: Trichoderma breve
Lineage: Eukaryota; Fungi; Ascomycota; Sordariomycetes; Hypocreales; Hypocreaceae
Product: amino acid permease domain-containing protein
Exons: 2
Coding region: 1-1641 (546 amino acids)
Biological process (GO): amino acid transmembrane transport
Cellular component (GO): membrane
Molecular function (GO): amino acid transmembrane transporter activity
Source: RefSeq, a predicted model, not a curated record